AUCUAUACAUCCACUUGCAUCUCUAGAUGUUGAGUUUGUCAUACCAUUGGUAAUCUUAUCUUAUUAUACAUAUUUAUAGGACAAUAAGUCAACUAGGGAAGGCAAGGCCAGGCCGUGGGGCACAGCACUGACAUCAAGAGGGUUGGAUCAAAUUAUAAAACUAUAUGGGAGUUCAUAUAAUAUAUAUUUUUGAAUAAAAGAAGUAGAAGAGGGUGACAAAUUGAAAGUGACUACUAAUUUAUUACAAAAACUGAAAAUUGAUAUUUGGAGCAUGUUCUGAGAUUUAUGUGAAAGUGAAGCAUAGAUGAUUCUUUGUCUGUUAGCAUAGUAACCUCUUCAUUCUUUCAACUUGUUUGGCGCCUGCCAUGAAGACUGUUCUUUCCACAGGUUUCUUGUUAUGUUGCUCCCUUCUGUUCCUACUUUUGGAUUCUUCAACUUCACUUCCUCUAUGUGUUGACUCAAAGGCACCCUUUACCUUGAAUACCACACUCAAAUUUUGUCCUUACAACAAUGGAAGUACUUGCUGCAACUCCAUACAAGAUGGACAAAUUCAGAAGCAAUUCCAACAGAUGAAUGUGUCUGAUACUGCCUGUGCCUCACUUUUGAAAUCAAUACUUUGUGCGAGGUGUGACCCUUUUUCAGGCCAGCUGUUUACGGUUCAAUCCACGCCGAGAUCAGUUCCUGUGCUUUGCAAUUCUGCCAUUCCGGCAAAUUCUUCUCAAUCAAAGGCAUUAGUGCAUGAUUUCUGCUCUGAAGUAUGGGAUACAUGUCAAACUGCGUCAAUAGUAAACUCACCAUUUUCCCCUUCCUUACAAGGUCAAGGAGGUGGAUUACCAGCUAAUACCAAUGCAACCAAACUGAAUGAACUGUGGCAAUCGAAAAACGAUUUUUGUAAAGCAUUUGGUGGAGCUUCCAUUAAAUUGAGACUAUUAUACCCUCCCCAUGGUUUAUGCCUUGAGAAAAUUGGGAAUGGAUCUUAUCUCAAUAUGGUUGCUCAUCCUGAUGGCUCAAACCGCGCGUUCUUCUCGAGUCAAAUGGGGAAAGUUUGGUUGGCAACUAUUCCCGAAGAAGGAUCAGGAGGACAAUUGGAGCUUGAUGAAUCAAGUCCCUUUGUUGAUCUAACUGAUCAAGUUUAUUUUGAUACUCAAUUUGGAAUGAUGGGAAUGUCGUUUCAUCCAAAUUUCGCAAACAACGGCCGAUUCUUCGCUUCUUUUAACUGUAAUAAAGAUAAAUGGUCUGGAUGCAAUGGAAUAUGUUCUUGUAAUUCAAAUGUUAAUUGUGAUCCAUCAAAGAUAGGUACCAGUAACGGCGCUCAACCGUGUCAGUAUCAAACUGUUAUUGCAGAAUAUACUGCUAAUGGCACCGGGUCUCAGCCAUCCUCGGCUAAAAGUGCUAAACCAACAGAGGUAAGAAGGAUAUUUACCAUGGGACUCCCAUUUACAUCUCAACACGGUGGUCAGAUACUCUUUGGACCUAAUGAUGGGUAUUUAUACUUCAUGAUGGGAGAUGGAGGAGGUACAGGUGAUCCAUACAAUUUUUCCCAAAACAAGAAAUCACUACUUGGAAAGGUUAUGAGGCUUGAUGUAGACAACAUUCCAAGUGCAUCAGAAGUUAGUAAACUUGGACUUUGGGGUAGCUACUCCAUUCCUAAGGAUAAUCCAUUCAGUGAAGAUAAAGAUCUGGAGCCUGAAAUAUGGGCCUUAGGGUUAAGAAAUCCUUGGCGAUGCAGUUUUGAUUCAGAAAAACCUUCCUACUUUUUUUGUGGAGAUGUUGGACAGGAUCUUUAUGAAGAGGUGGAUCUCAUCACAAAAGGUGGAAACUACGGCUGGCGUGUAUAUGAGGGACUCUAUCCAUUCACUACAACAGAGUCACCUGGAGGAAAUACAUCCCUUAAAUCCAUAAAUCCAAUUCCCCCCAUAGCAGGAUACAACCAUUCCCAAAUAAACAAGAAUGAAGGAUCAGCAUCGAUUACCGGGGGAUAUGUUUAUCGAUCCAUGACUGAUCCUUGCAUGUUUGGAAGGUACCUGUAUGCUGAUCUUUAUGCGGGUGCACUUUGGGCUGCCACCGAAGAUCCUUCAAAUAGUGGAAAUUUCACGACUAGCAAAAUCCCUUUCAGUUGUGCACACGAUUCUCCUAUACCAUGUGACUCAGCACCCAGUAGCUCCCUUCCAGCUCUUGGAUACAUCUUUUCAUUUGGGCAGGACAACAACAAAGAUGUUUAUAUUCUUGCAAGUUCUGGUGUUUACCGAGUUGUUCGUCCAAGUCGCUGCAGUUACACUUGCUCACAGGAAAAGGCAUCAACAACUACUACUCCUCCUUCUCCUUCUCCUUCUCAUGCAAGCCAUUUGAGUAGCUUCUAUGGAUAUAUGUUUCUGCAGCUUUCAUCUUUAUUGUUGGUUUUGAUGUGUUUUAUGUAGUAUAUGCUAAUUAUGAUAACUCUUAAAUUACAGAUAGAUAAGAGAAUGUUUUAUUCACAAGUUCUUUCUUGCUUUCUACUCUUCUUUCUCUCCUUUUGUGUAAGUGUAAUAACUAGUAUAUAAGUGGAUGGAGAUUCUAAAAUACUACAAAUUGAUCAUAUCAAUUUGGUACAGAAUCUUCAAUAAAGCAUGCAACAACACUACAGCAACAUGUUUUCCGUUUCAGUGUUGAGAAAUAAACGAUCAUGAGCUUUAUGGACUA
Messenger RNA from Medicago truncatula (barrel medic), 2679 nucleotides. RefSeq names its product HIPL1 protein. NCBI's taxonomy places the organism in Eukaryota, Viridiplantae, Streptophyta, Magnoliopsida, Fabales, Fabaceae. The record is from RefSeq and is a predicted model, not a curated record.